This is a messenger RNA of Vairimorpha ceranae, 543 nucleotides long. RefSeq names its product pol protein. The record is from RefSeq and is a predicted model, not a curated record. Lineage: Eukaryota; Fungi; Microsporidia; Nosematidae. The coding region runs from base 1 to 543 and encodes 180 amino acids. The transcript has a single exon. Gene Ontology annotation, molecular function: zinc ion binding; nucleic acid binding.
AUGUUAAGCACUAAUAUGGGGGCGAUACGAACAGUAAAGUUAUCAAGUGAUUACUGUAACCAAGAGGCCAAAAGAGUAUCGGAAGAGCUAGAGAUUUUGAUGUAUGCUUUGGAUUUAGAAAACGUAGAGAAGGAACAUUGGAAUAAAGAGGUUUUUGAUAGAGCAAGUGGGAGUUUAAAAAUUUUUAUGGUCCGAAAUUUAAGUAAAGAAAAAAAUAUUGAAGAGUUGAGAAAAAUGUUGCUUUUGAGAGUUAGAGAAGAAAAAGAAAUAAGAGCUAAAGAAUAUCAAGGUCUGACAGAGAAGGUAUUGAGUACGGUUAGGGGAGUUAUGAGUAUGUAUAAAAGAGAAGGAAGAGGUGCAGUAGUGAAGUGUUUUUAUUGUGAUAAACCAGGACAUGUUACAAGGAAUUGCUUUUUAAGAAAGGCCAAAGAAGGCUAUAAUUAUAAUAAUAAAAAUGAUUUGAAGUAUUUUAAUUUUAGUGGUGAAAAUGACACUGAUUCUGCAACUAUUUACGAGAGAGGAUAUAAAAAGACCUAUAAAUGA